Apis dorsata (giant honeybee) is the source of this 1346-nucleotide messenger RNA. RefSeq lists its product as uncharacterized. Lineage: Eukaryota; Metazoa; Arthropoda; Insecta; Hymenoptera; Apidae. The transcript has 3 exons. The coding region runs from base 433 to 1188 and encodes 251 amino acids. The record is from RefSeq and is a predicted model, not a curated record.
AAAAUUAAUAAUUUCAAAAAUGAAAAUGCUAUUGUUUUAAUUUUAAUUAUAGUAACUUGCAUCAUUUUAAUAUUAUCAUCUCUACCAUCUUGUUAUCAUUAACACGCGUAUAUCGAAUUAAUUUCUAACCUUAAAUUGUUAACUCAAAAAUUUGUGUAAAAGACAAGACAUAAAAAAAUGUUUUGGAAAUGUUAAAAAUAGAAACAAUCAGUACAAUUUUUUUACAAAUUAAAUACUGUCAUCAAAUUUAUUUAUAUAAAAUUUAUAACCAAUAUUUACAAAAAACAUAUAGUGUUAGUGGAAACAAUAUUUGUGAUAUAAAUUUUUAAUAUGUAUAAUUUAUAUUAUUAUAUAGUAAUGACUUCAUAUAUAAUGAAGCAAUAUUGUCAUUUAUUUAAAAAGUCAUUUAUUGUCAUAUACUGAAUAAAAAAAAUGGAUGAUUCAAUAAAAUUAAUUAUACAUAAAGGCAGCACAAUUUUCGAUAGCAUUAUUAUUACAUAUUAUUCUGUGAUUAAAUACGAACAAAAAGCAAGAGAAACUAAAAAUAUAUAUCAAACAAAUAUUAAUAUGAACAAUGUCAAUGAAAGUAAUGUAGUACAAGUAAAUAGAAAUUCCUUAAACAGAAAAGGAUUUAAUGCCUACAUUAUAUCAGCAUAUAUUACAACGUUAAUAAAUUCACAAACAUAUCGAAAGGCUGCAUUUAAAAAAUUAUUACAAUACUUAACAUACAAACUGUUAAAUAAAGUAGAUUCAAAAAUGAUUCUAAUAAAAUUGCGAAUGCCAAGAAAACAAUUUUUAGAUUACAAAUGGAAUCAAAGAAUAACACAAAUAGCAAUGGAAAGAAGAGAAGUUGAUCAUGCUAUGUCUUGGUUAUCUACUUUAGGUGGAGCAUUUUCUGCUUUAGGAGAAGAAUUUCAAUAUUGCGCUGAAAUAGCAGGAAAAAUUUCCAUAAAACAAUUUGAACUGGCGCUUCGUCUUAGAGAUCCUUUUCUAGUUGCUCGUUGUAAAUUAUAUAUUGCUUUAAGUUUGAUUCAACAAGGUCAGUUAAAAACCCCAAAACAGAUCGUAAAGCAUAUUUAUAAGUUUUCUAUAAAUCAGAAUGAUAUUCGUUUACAAAAUAUGUGUCAAGGUAUAUGGGCAAAACUUAAAUAUUGUUAUAAAAUACAAAAAGAACGGCAUAAAACUUAGUAAUCAAUAUUAAUUUCAUAAAAUUUUUAAAAAUAGUUUAAAAUUAGGCUAAUUAAAUUUGAUAUUUAUGUUUAAAAAUAAAUAAUAUGAAAAUAUUGUUUUCAAAAAUGUAUUUUUUGUAAUUAUUAAAUAAAUGUUAAUAAAAAAUAUUAUAUUCU